Messenger RNA from Oryzias melastigma (Indian medaka), 1471 nucleotides. RefSeq names its product capping actin protein of muscle Z-line subunit alpha 1b (gene capza1b). NCBI's taxonomy places the organism in Eukaryota, Metazoa, Chordata, Actinopteri, Beloniformes, Adrianichthyidae. The record is from RefSeq and is a predicted model, not a curated record. Gene Ontology annotation, biological process: actin cytoskeleton organization; barbed-end actin filament capping. Gene Ontology annotation, molecular function: actin filament binding. Gene Ontology annotation, cellular component: F-actin capping protein complex; actin cortical patch. The transcript has 10 exons. Bases 212 to 1072 code for a protein of 286 amino acids.
UCAACGCCCUCCUGAGUUUCCACUACUUUGAAUUUAGAUUUUAAAAGCAAUUAAUUCAGUUUUAGGGCAAAUUUAUGAAAAUUCUAAUUGAUACAAUUUUUGAUUUGGGGAAAAUAUUUAUGACGCCUCGGUUAAGCUCAAGUGAAAGUAGGUUUACUCACGUAUCGGGCAUUGACUCUUAACCGAGGGUGGGUGGAGUCAUAAAGCCAAGAUGGCUGACUUUGAGGAGCCGCUGUCAGAUGAGGAGAAGGUCCGCAUUGCGGCCAACUUUGUGACUCAUGCCCCUCCUGGAGAGUUCAACGAGGUCUUCAACGAUGUACGGCUUCUUCUUAAUAAUGACAGCCUCCUUAGAGAGGGGGCCUCACACUCCUUUGCUCAGUACAACAUGGAUCAGUUCACUCCUGCCAAGCUAGAAGGAUAUGAAGAGCCGGUCCUGAUCACAGAACAUGGGGACUUGGGUCAGGGGCGAUUCUUGGACCCUCGCAACCAUUUAUCGUUUCACUUUGACCAUCUAAGAAAAGAGGUCAGCGAUGUGGAGCCUCACGAAGGAGAAACAGCUCUAAGAAGUUGGAGAGAUGCGUGUGAUACUGCCCUCAGUGCCUAUGUCAAGGAGCACUAUCCCACUGGAGUUUGUACGGUAUAUGGAAAAACAGUUGAUGGUCAGCAAACGGUUAUAGCCUGCAUUGAGGGCCAUCAAUUUCAGCCAAAGAAUUUUUGGAACGGUCGCUGUAGGUCGGAGUGGAAGCUGACUAUUGGUCAGUCUACUGCUCAUGUUGUUGGAGUAUUAAAAAUUCAGGUGCACUAUUAUGAGGAUGGGAAUGUGCAGCUGGUUAGUCAUAAGGAGAUAGAAGAGUCAAUACCUGUGACUAGUGAAAGCCAAACUGCAAAAGAAUUUGUUGACAUUAUUGAGAAUGCUGAAAAUGACUACCAAACUGCAAUCAACGAGAACUACCAAACAAUGUCUGACACAACCUUUAAGGCGCUGCGUCGCCAGCUGCCUGUUACACGCACCAAGAUCGACUGGAAUAAAAUCCUGAGUUACAAAAUUGGCAAAGAGAUGCACAACGCCUAAACUGGGAUCGUGCACUGACCUGGACGAUGCAACAAACCAUCUAUAUAUGCUCAAGAACUAACCAAAGCAUUAUUGUAUCGAUGUGGGCAAGGAAUUCUCAAAAAAGGGUCAAACUAAAUAUUUACUCAUUGGGGUGAAGAGGGUGCAGUUAAAAAUUUUGGACAAAUUGUUUGGAGUGUCUACUGCUAAGAACCGUGUGCAGAGCUGUGCGCAAUAUUGGUGUUUAGAGAGCAAAACUCCCUUUGACAUUUAGGAGAGACUCACAGCUAGGAACACGUUUCUGUUUGCAACACUAUAGAGAAAGGCUAGUGUUACAAUAAAGCAUCACAACAGGGGUGAACUUUUGUAUAGCAUCAAUUCAGAAAAGUUUUUUUUUUUUUUUUUUUUUUUNGUCCUGAA